AUGCCACCUUCUCGUUCGACAAGAGAUUCAGUGAGGUUCGACCCCUCAGCGUCGCGUCGCCGCGCCCGGGGCACACAAUCAGCUGAAGUCAUCGACAUCUCUUCCGAUGAAGACGACAAUGAUGAUGAGGUUAUUGUUAUAUCUUCCGACGAUGACGACGAUGGCGCGUAUACCAAAGUUGUAUCGCAGAAUACGAAGAGAUUCAAGAAAGUCACACCAGUAUCGCGCGUAUCAACUCACAAGACACGCACCACUUCAAAGAUAAACACCAGUCCAAAGAUACACACCACUCCAAAGAUACAUACCACUCUAAAGACACACACCACUCUGAAGACACACACCACUCCAAAGAAAUGCGCUGCCCCCGCCUCUCUGAAGCAACGACCAGUCACUGUCGCAAGAAUUCUCGCUGGCGAUUUUGGUGAUUCAAAGAGGUGGACGUUUGGCCUGCCGGAACCUAACUUCAUGGAUGUUGAGAAGAUGGUGGAAGACACGCGUCCUUACCUGAAGGAUUUUUCGCGGGCAGAAUUGGCAGCUAAGAUAGCUCGCAUGCGAGCGAUAGAUCCCAAGGUGUACGGGGCUCAUCCUGACAAGAACGAUCGCACCGUUCGUUAUACGCACGUCGAGCGGUACCCCGGCGGCCCCGUCUGGUUCACCAUUCGGUGGUGGUAUGGAAAGAAUUUCGGCAACUUCUUCGAUCUAGUCGACGUUGCAACACAAAAGCUCUUCCUUCCACAUCGUGAUCUCCCUGAUCUCUUCGUCCAGGUCGAGUUCCUGGAAAAUAAUCACGAAGGCAUAGAGCAACGAGAUACCCGCUACACUAUGCUGCCGGCAGGAGCAUUGUACCGUUCAUCGUCAGUCGCACCAGGGAUCUUCUUCACACCUCGAGAACGACGCGCAGCCUCUUCCAUGGUGCAUACGGGCAUCAUGCCACCGAGGGUUCUGCCAAAUGGGAAGAGGGUGCCCGUUGCGGACGUCGAUUCUCCUCGAUAUCGCCGACCUGCGCCCUUAGGGCCACAACCUCCAACAUUUUCACCCUUCGAUCCUUGA
Messenger RNA from Stereum hirsutum FP-91666 SS1, 1050 nucleotides. RefSeq lists its product as uncharacterized. The transcript has 3 exons. The coding region runs from base 1 to 1050 and encodes 349 amino acids. The record is from RefSeq and is a predicted model, not a curated record. NCBI's taxonomy places the organism in Eukaryota, Fungi, Basidiomycota, Agaricomycetes, Russulales, Stereaceae.